CCGAGACAAAUUCGCCCACUGUGAUCGCGAGAGCGAGAGAGCAAUCUCGACCACGAUAUCUUUCCGCGCGGAACACCAGGAUGACGGUUUCAUCCGCCGGAGGAGAUUCGUCGGAGAGCAUCGCGUCUCUUGCUGAGCUCGCACCGCUCGAGGCCGUCCUGUUCGAUAUCGAUGGAACUCUAUGCGACUCGGAUCCUCUCCACUACCAUGCCUUCAGAGAGAACCUCCAAGAGAUAGGUUUCAAUGGUGGAAUUCCGAUCACGGAGGAAUUCUUUGCUGAGAAUAUAUCUGGAAAGCACAAUGAAGACAUAGCUGUGUUCCUCUUCCCAGAUGAUGUUCCUCGAGGCCGACAAUUCAUGGAGGACAAGGAAGCCAUGUUCCUCAAGUUGGCCUCGGAACAACUGACGGCAGUGAGCGGCCUGUACAAAAUGAAGAAGUGGAUCGAAGAUCGCGGUCUAAAACGUGCCGCAGUUACAAAUGCUCCUAGGCCGAAUGCCGAACUCAUGAUCUCAAUUCUCGGACUCUCGGAUUUCUUUGAAGCACUUGUUGUAGGGAGUGAGUGUGAGCAUGCCAAACCACACCCAGAACCUUACCUGAAGGCCCUUGAUCUGCUGAAGGCGUCAAAGGAGCAUACUAUAAUUUUCGAGGACUCGGUUUCAGGCAUUAAAGCAGGGGUGGCAGCUGGAGUGGCCACCAUCGGCAUAAUGACUAGGAACCCGGAACAUCAACUGAUGGAAGAAAAGCCGACAUUCCUCAUCAAGAGCUACGACGAUCCGAAGCUGUGGGCCGCUUUAGAAGCGCUCGAGAAGACGGAUGCUUAAAAAAUUCUUGGCGGAGGACCAGCCCCAUCACAACCGCGCAUUAACCAUUCAGAUUUGACGGUGCGAAACCGCAAGUAACUUUGGGAUCGCAUAUCGUCGCCGGAACGUGUUCCGAUUCUGAGAGAUGUUUCAUAUUAUUCUGCUUACAGAUUAUAUUACUGAAAGUUAAAGUGGAAACGAAAACGAUGCUAUUUUCACAAUUUCUAUCGGUUCCUCCACUCAUGUAUUAGUAAGAAUCUCCACUAAUAUGAAUUUGUUCCUUUCCCA
Molecule: messenger RNA, 1088 nt
Organism: Eucalyptus grandis
Lineage: Eukaryota; Viridiplantae; Streptophyta; Magnoliopsida; Myrtales; Myrtaceae
Product: haloacid dehalogenase-like hydrolase domain-containing protein Sgpp
Exons: 5
Coding region: 81-821 (246 amino acids)
Source: RefSeq, a predicted model, not a curated record